Closterium sp. NIES-67 is the source of this 2653-nucleotide messenger RNA. The record is from the annotation of a GenBank genome assembly. NCBI's taxonomy places the organism in Eukaryota, Viridiplantae, Streptophyta, Zygnematophyceae, Desmidiales, Closteriaceae.
UUCUGAUUUCAGAGCAUCCUGGUCGCAAGCACGAAUUCGACGUGUUUCCAGGCUCGGUUCCAUUCCGAACCCGCCGCCUGGCUAUAUCCUCCAUCCUUGCCUUUUCAGCACCAAGCCCAAGGUCUUUCGCCUCUGCCGCGUCGCGUUGGUUAAGUUUCGUCAGUCUAAAGCAGCGCGGCUUGAGCGAGAGCUCGACUCCCACGCUCUGACUCGGGAAUUCGCUGCUCCAGCAAAUCCCACCGUCCGGGGCCUAAACGCUCCGUUUCGCGGCGAAAGCGCUCAGAAUGUCCUGAUGAUGCUGCCGGUUGCCACGAUCGUCGGUAGUGGUGAGGCCGUUCAGAGGCCAACGGAUAGUCAUGGAGGAUCGCGACUCCGCGACGCAGAGUAGCGCCGCGACGCUGCGGCUUUUGAGACGUGUUGAAUGAGAAAGAGUCAGAGUACCCACCAUUGCCAUCAUUGCCGCUAACGAUAGUCAGGGAAGAUCAAUUGACUCCCGAGGCGGCGCAGAGUAGAGCGGUGCCGCGGAGGCUCAUUUCCCAUCGUUCUACUUUCGUCAGCGCUACUACUACCGCUGUCGCCCGCACAUGACCUAAAACAACUGUCGCCCGCACAUGACCUAAAACAACUGUCGCCCGCACAUGACCUAAAACAACUGUCGCCGACACAGUACCUACCGUUGUCGUCAAAGCUACUACGACUGCCCGAACUAUUAGCACCGUCGGAGAUGGCGGUGAUGGGCGGCGCCAUGGUCCGCGCGGGCCGGGUUCUCUUCGAGAGCUCCGUCAUGCUGGGCUCUCUCGCCGCUCUCUUUGCCACCGGCUGGUGGUUCCUCGUCGCGCGCCUCUACAAGGACUACGAGGAGCAGUUCCUGGCAGUGGAGGUGCUGUUUGCGGCCGUCUUUGCCCUCUCCUGCAAUCUGUUGCAGCUCGUGCUCUUUGAGAUCCUCCCCGUGCUCGGCACCAGUGCGCGGCUGUGGAACUGGCGCUUUGACCUCUCGCUGCUGCUCGCGCUGCUCAUCGUCGUGCUGCCCUGCUACCACUCCUUCCUCGUGCUCGCCAACACCGGCAUGAGGCGGGAGCGUGCAGCAGCAGGGGCCGUGGUGUUUCUGGGGGUCUUCCUCUACCUCUUCUGGCGCAUGGGCAUCUCCUUCCCCAUGCCCACCCCCGACAAAGGUCUGUUCACAGUGGCGCAGACGGUGAGCCGGGUGGGCGUGAUAGGGGUGACGCUCAUGGCAGUUCUCUCAGGCUAUGGCGCUGUCAACCUGCCCUACACCUACCUCUCGUUGUUUAUCAGGGAGAUAGACGAGGCAGAGAUAGGUGUGUUGGAGCGGCGGCUGCGGCAUGGCAUGGAGAUGCUGGUGGGGAAGAAGAAGCGAGCCCUGCUCAUGCGCAUGCAGCUGGAUCGAACACACCCCGAGCUCAUGCGGGAGCUGCACGGAGGGCCGCAGGGAGCAUCCGUCUUUCGACGGUUUGUGGGGCUGCUGAUGCGCGCACCCCGGGAGGAGGAGAGGGACGAAGAGACCAUGCGGCUAAAGGGCUAUCCCCCUGUGCUGCUGGACAUGCACGCCACCGAGGCUGAGAUCAAGGCACUGGAAGCCCUCACCCGCUCCCUCUUCCUUGACAUCUGCAACCUUCGAGAGGAGAAGGCAGCCAUGGCGUACUCGCGCACGUGGAAGGGGCAUGUGAAGAACAUCUUUGGCUACAUUGGCUCUGCCUACUGUAUUGCCAAGAUGUACACGUCCACGCGGACAAUCAUCACCAAGGAGGUGAGGUGGGCAUGGGCGACCCUGUCACGAGAGCCCUGGGCUUCAUUCUCAAGUUCUUCCACAUCAGCCUCAACGUGCCUCUGGUAUCGCAGGCGUGUGCCACAGCUGCUGUUUCGAGAGUGCAUGGCAUGGCACACCUGCAGCCAAUAUGUCUCGCUGGUCUUCAUAGGAGUCCUCGUCACUGUCUCCAUUAGAGGCUUCCUCACUAACCUCACUAAGUUCCUCUCAGCAGUGUCAGGAGGGGCUAGUGGGGCGUCCAGCAAUGCGGUGCUCUUCCUGGCAGAGAUCAUGGGCACCUACUUUGUCUCCUCCAUCCUCCUUAUAAGGAACAGCCUUGCACUCCAAUACAGGCUUUUGAUAACAGAGGUUCUGGGAGGCGACAUUCAGUUCAACUUCUUCUACCGGUGGUUUGAUGCUAUCUUUGUUGCUAGCUCUGUCAUCACUAUUGCGGUUUUUGCCGCACAGCACACGUCAAAACGAACAGACAAGCACCCCAUUGAUUGAAUCAGAUAGAUGGCGUACCGUAAUAGCAACAGUCAGGUGUUGGUUGGUGGCAUGUCAAUCCAACUGACUCAGUUGGGUGAAAGACUGACAAUAGUCAGUUGGGUUUUCACGUUUUACAACGCAGCUGUGUGUGUGACCUGCCGUCAGUCAUUCCCCUGUAGCAGGUGGGUAUACAUAUCUUUUGAAGGAGUCAAGGAGCAAGUUUUACACAGUAAACACUGUCAAGAUACACGCUGGGGUUGCCCUUGAUCCUCGGGGAAGGGCUACAGGCCAACUACCUGUAGUGUCAACAUAUAUUUGUAUAUGUUAUAGGCUAGAUAGGUGCAUGCUCAUAGAGAGUACAACACCUUAGGACAAAACCACCCUGUAUCACUCAUUCUAGUU